Eurypyga helias (sunbittern) is the source of this 2111-nucleotide messenger RNA. RefSeq names its product nucleoporin 107kDa (gene NUP107). Gene Ontology annotation, molecular function: structural constituent of nuclear pore. Gene Ontology annotation, cellular component: nuclear pore outer ring; nuclear pore. The record is from RefSeq and is a predicted model, not a curated record. The transcript has 20 exons. NCBI's taxonomy places the organism in Eukaryota, Metazoa, Chordata, Aves, Eurypygiformes, Eurypygidae. The annotation marks the transcript as partial. Gene Ontology annotation, biological process: mRNA export from nucleus; protein import into nucleus; regulation of DNA-templated transcription.
GUUUUAACGACUAGUGAAAAGACGAAUGUAGACAACUUGUUUCAGAAAGAUUCACUUGUUCGACAAAGCCAGCUGGUGGUAGAUUGGCUAGAGAGUAUUGCCAAGGAUGAAAUUGGGGACUUCUCCGAUAAUAUUGAGUUUUAUGCAAAAUCUGUAUAUUGGGAGAACACACUACAUAUCCUGAAGCAGCGACAGUUCAGUGCAUACAUUGGAAGUUCUCGACCUCUGGUAACAGAGUUGGAUCCAGACGCUCCUAUAAGACAGAAACUGCCACUCGAUGAUUUGGAUCGAGAAGAUGAUGCGAGGCUGUUGAAGUAUCUCUUCACUCUCAUCAGAGCAGGACUGACAGAUGAGGCACAGCGCUUAUGCAAACGAUGUGGUCAGGCCUGGAGAGCUGCAACUUUGGAAGGAUGGAAAUUGUAUCACGAUCCUAACAUCAAUGGAGGAAAAGAGCUGGAGCCUGUUGAAGGGAAUCCAUACAGGUGCAUUUGGAAAAUAACGUGUUGGCGUAUGGCUGAAGAGGAGCAGUUCAAUAGAUACGAAAGAGCAAUCUAUGCAGCGCUGAGUGGAAACCUCAAACAUCUUCUUCCUGUUUGUGAUACCUGGGAAGAUACUGUCUGGGCAUAUUUCAGGGUCAUGGUGGACACCCUUGUUGAGCAGGAAAUACGAACCUCAGUAAUAACUGCAGAGGAGAUGGAGGAGCUCCCUAGAGAUUAUUUAGAAACAAACUGGACUUCAGAAAAAGUUUUUGAAGAACUUCAGGCAACAGACAAAAGGAGGGUUAUAGAGGAGAAUCAAGAACACUAUCACGUGAUUCAGAAAUUCAUUAUACUGGGAGAUGUGGAUGGUCUGAUGGAAGAAUUCAGCAGAUGGCUUUCCAAAGACAGAAGCGUCCUCCCAGGACACCUUCUUCGUUUCAUGACACAUCUUAUUCUGUUUUUCCGCACUUUGGGUCUGCAGACUAGGGAGGAAGUUUCUGUUGAAGUCCUAAAGACGUACAUUCAGCGGAUGAUAUCCGAGAAGCGCACGGAUUUAAUAGCCUUUUAUGUUAGCCACUUGCCCCCAGAGCUCGCUGUUGCUCAGUAUGCUUUAUUUCUCGAAGACAUUACGGAGAGCGACCAGCGCCACCACUGCCUUGAACUGGCCAAAGAUGCAGGUCUGGAUGUCGCAACCAUAACAAAAACUGUUGUUGAAAACAUCCGCAAGAAGGAUGCCGGUGAAUUCAGUCACCAUGACCAUAUAGUGGAUACAGGCACAACGGAGGCCGACCAGCUGAAAAUAGAUGUGAUCGACUGGCUCGUGUUUGAUCCCGCACAGAGGGCGGAAGCACUGAAGCAAAGCAAUGCCAUCAUGAGGAAGUUCUUGGCAUCCAAGAAACAUGAAGCGGCAAAAGAUGUGUUUGUGAAGAUUCCCCAAGACUCUAUAGCAGAAAUAUAUAACCAAUGGGAAGAGCAGGGAAUGGAUACGCCACUUCCAGCUGAAGAUGACAAUGCUAUAAGGGAACACUUAUGUAUUUGGGCAUAUUUGGAAGCCCACGAAACCUUCAAUGAAUGGUUUAAACACAUGAACUCGGCCCCGCAGAAGCCUUCUUUGUUACCACAAGCAAGUUUCACUGAAAAAGUGGCCCAUGAACAUAAAGAAAAGAAAUACGAGAUGGACUAUGGCAUUUGGAAAGGCCUCUUGGAUGCUCUUACAGCUGAUGUGAAAGAGAAGAUGUACAACGUGUUGCUGUUUGUUGAUGGAGGAUGGAUGGUGGAUGUUAGAGAGGACGCCGAGGACGACCCGGAGCGAGCGCACCAGAUGAUUUUGCUGCGAAGGCUGUGUCUGCCAAUGAUAUGCUUUUUGCUGCACACAGUGUUACACAGUACCGGGCAGUAUCAGGAGUGCCUGCGUCUGGCUGACAUGGUCGCUUCUGAGCGACACAAGCUUUAUGCGGUAUUUUCAAAGGAAGAACUCCGAAAGCUACUGCAGAAGCUGAUGGAAUCUUCUCUGAUGCUUCUGGACCAGGAUCUUGAUCCUUUGGGAUAUGAAAUUCAGUCAUAGGAUUUCAUGGAGAUGCUCGCAAAAACUUCUGCAUGUGGGCAUUCUGGUUUUGUAAAAAAAGAAUAAAA